Molecule: messenger RNA, 1912 nt
Organism: Balaenoptera ricei (Rice's whale)
Lineage: Eukaryota; Metazoa; Chordata; Mammalia; Artiodactyla; Balaenopteridae
Gene: SLC10A5
Product: solute carrier family 10 member 5
Exons: 1
Coding region: 312-1628 (438 amino acids)
Biological process (GO): bile acid and bile salt transport
Cellular component (GO): membrane
Molecular function (GO): bile acid:sodium symporter activity
Source: RefSeq, a predicted model, not a curated record
CAAGUAAGUAGGAGGCUGUUUUUCCAGUGGCAGAAAUGAGGAAGUCAGGCAUAAAGAUUAGGUUUCUGCUGUGAUAAAUUGAACCUGUUAAAUGCUAUGACUUUUACAUUUCGUAGCUGUAGGUUAAACCGGUUAUGUCACUCAUUUGAUAGCUCUGUAUUUGUUUGAAAAAUACAAAAGUCCCUCCUACUGGACUUUGAUCUAGCAGAAACAACUGUUACCUAACAACCUCAGACCGUCACUGGAACACCUUUACAAGAACGUUCUUUAUUUAAAUGGUUUUGCAUAUGUAAUUUAUUUAAGCCUUCAAAAUGAUUAGAAAACUUCUUAUGGUCCUGCUUUUGUCGUCUGUGACUCUUGGAGAAGCAAGGAAAUCGUUUCUCAGUUUUCUGAACAUAGAAAAGACUGAAUUACUAUUUUUCACAAAGACUGAAGAAACUGUCGUUGUAAGGUCAAGUUACAGAGAUAAACAGCCAAACUCCAGCUACCUCUUUGUGCAACUAGAAGAUCCUAAAAUGCUCCAAGUGGUGAAUGUGACUAAGACCUUAUCAGAUGUUACCAACUUUACCAUAAACCUGGUGACAGAUGAAGACGGGGAGACAAAUCUGACCAUUCAAUUGUGGGAUUCUGAAGGUAGGCAAGAAAGACUCAUUGAAGAAAUAAAGAAUGUCAAAGUCAGAGUGCUCAAACAAAGACAAGACAGUCUUUUCCAGGCAUCAAACCUUAUUGAUAGAAAUAUCCUUAUGGUUUUUCUACCAAUGAUACUGUUAAAUAAAUGUGCGUUUGGUUGUAAGAUUGAAUUACAGGUGUUUCAAACAAUAUGGAAGAGACCUUUGCCAAUAAUUCUUGGGGCAGUUAUACAGUUUUUUCUCAUGCCAUUUUGUGGAUUCCUUUUGACGCAGAUUUUGGCAUUGCCUGAGGCACAGGCUUUUGGAUUUGUAAUGACCUGUACAUGCCCAGGAGGGGGUGGGGGCUAUCUCUUUGCUCUGCUUCUAGAAGGAGAUGUCACUUUGGCCAUUUUGAUGACUUGCACAUCAACGUUACUGGCCCUGAUAACGAUGCCUGCCAAUUCGUACAUAUAUAGUAGGAUGUUAGGGUUAUCAGGUACUUUGCAUAUUCCUGUUUCUAAAAUUAUGUCAACACUCCUUUUCAUACUUAUACCUAUAUCAGUGGGAAUAAUCAUCAAGCAUAGACUACCUGAAAAAGCAAAGUUCCUGGAGAGGAUCAUUAGACCUCUGAGUUUUAUUUUAAUGUUUGUAGGAAUUUAUUUGACUUUCAGAAUGGGAUUAAUGUUUCUAAAAACAGUGAACCUAGAAGUGAUUCUAUUGGGUGUCUUAGUUCCUGCUUUGGGUUUGUCGUUUGGGUACUUUUUUGCUAAAAUUUCUAUGCUGCCUCUUCCUGUUUGUAAAACUGUUGCUAUCGAAGGUGGGGUACUGAAUAGUUUCUUAGCCCUUGCUGUUAUUCAGCUUUCUUUUUCACAGUCCAAUGCAGACUUGGCUUCUGUGGCUCCUUUCACAGUGGCCAUGUGUUCUGGAUGUGAAAUUUUACUGAUCCUUCUGUUCUACAAGGCUAAGAAAAGAUGUAUCCUUACCAUAGAAAAGAAAAGAAAGAAAAAUCCCCCAGUCUAACAGUUAAAGCUUUACUGAAUUUUCCUACUCUGAAUGAGGUACUGUGGGAGAUUCAAAGAAUAUCUGAAAUGAUGCCUGCUCUCAACUCACUUAUGAUCUGAUUGAAAACUUGACAUUAGGGGAGAAAUAUAUACAUACAUAUAAUCAUAUGUGCUGAACACCCAAUGAAUAGUGCAGACAGUUAAAUGUACAGGAAGUCAGAGGAAGGAGACUACUUUUCAACUGUGUUGGCUUGGAAAUGUUCUAUAGAGUUGGAUUUUAAUAUAAUACUUUAUUAUGGUGUC